GAGAGAUUUAACCUCCACGAUGUGCCGAAGAGUAGCAUCUUGGAUGCUCAGGUAACAGCAUUCUUGAAAGGAGGGCCGAGGAGUGUGAAAGAGUAUAUAACAGAGUAUAAGAUGACCUCGAUUUGCUUCAUGAGGUACUUUGUGUAUGGUGACAAGGAGAGUGACACCGAAAUAUGGCCGAGGAUGACCACCACUUUUGAGGAAACCGACGACCCGGAUUUAGGCGUGCCCGCCGAAGCUGAUGAUUUUGUGAUGGACCGUAGAUCCGUCAUGGCCCUUGCUAAGGCGAAGGCGAAGGAGGAGAUGGCCGCCAGGGAGCCCGCGAAGCUGGCCGCUGCAAGUGGCGCGUAGUCGAGUUCAGAUGCGGAUGAUGUCGGGGUUGCAACUAUGCCGGCCGAUGAUGUUGGGGGCUCUAAUGCCAUUGCUGUUGUCGACAUGGUUUCUGCCCCCUCGUCGACUGCUAUGUCCAAGCCGCCCCCUCUCGGCCAGGACUCCCGGAAGAAGAGGGCCAGAAAG
Molecule: messenger RNA, 516 nt
Organism: Cuscuta europaea
Lineage: Eukaryota; Viridiplantae; Streptophyta; Magnoliopsida; Solanales; Convolvulaceae
Source: the annotation of a GenBank genome assembly